UAACAUUUGAUAGAUUUGUGAUUAAUACUUUAUGUUGAAUUUGAAAAUUAUUUUUAUCCUGAUUUGGUCAGUUUUAGAUUAUGCUGUUAUCAUUGGUAGCCGAAACAUACCCUUUACACCUCCUUACUACUUUGUUUAAAUUUUAGCCCUAAUUUUUCAUUCAAUACACCUAUAAUCAGGGGUUAUUGGUAAAUCUCUCACUUGUUAUCAAUACAAGAAUUUUAAAGUAUAACAGGUGUAACCCUAUAAAUCAAGUAUUAAGGUUUAUAAAGUGGAGAAAAAGUGGCCUUGAGACAUUAAGAUUUGUUUCAGCUGUUGUUGUUCUACCGUCUGUUGAGGUCUUGUCGGGAUAACAUGAAUAUAUAUUACUACAAAAAUCUAAGUAUCUAUUCAUUGUUUUAUGCAUGUUCUGUUUUCAUCGGAAAUUUGGAACCUCAAUUUAACUUCCUUGAAACCUAAUAUAACUUCCUUGAUAUUUGUUACACAUCCAUUGUUCUAUUCAUGAAUAGGAAAUUAAAUGACUUUUGAACAAAGGUUGCGUCCGAGAUGCUGAUUGAUUGUAUUUGUAUGUAUCAGUAGAUAAACAUUUGCAGCAGAGAUGAACAAUAACAGUCAAUCUUGAUGUCUUUAAUCACCUUAUUUAAAACAUAUUAAAGGAACUGAUUAUGACACAAGUUGUAUAAUAUGAUGUGGCGAGCAUUGUUACUUGUUUUGGCCGCUAAUUGUAUUGUAUCAGAACACACAAUAAUUUUGCCAGCUUUCAAUGAAGUAUUGGUGAACAGCAGUUUGGAAUUGGCAUGUUAUACUAACAAAAACGUUACAUUUACACAAUGGGGAAGAUUAAAUCACCUUGACACAUUUUCGCACCUGUAUCUUUCGGACAAUGGAAGCUGUAAAACAGAUGGUUUCCUAGCUGACAAACUAUAUUUUGAAACGAGUUGCUAUAGUAACGGCACCUUCAAAAUGAACAUUAAACGUGUAAAUUUAAGUAACCAUGGUCAAGAAUGGUAUUGCUACGGCGAUAAUAGAAAGAGUAAUAUUGCUAACAUUACUGUUCGAGUUCCUGCCACGGAAGUUACAUUUGACUUUCAUUCAAAUAAUAGCAUUUACAUGAAUGAAAAUCAAAAUCAAACUUUUAGUUGCAAAACCUCAGCGUGUUUACCAAAACCAUUAGUUAAAUGGUACUUAUUGAAUCCCAUCAACAAUAUAACCUACGAUAUAACAAACCAAUCGACAGAAUCAUAUAUUCCAAAAGAAAACUGGUUGACUGUAGCUGAAAGUAUUCUUCGGAUUCUUCCGAACAGAACACUAGAGCACUGGCAGCUAUUCUGCGCAGUAUGGACAAAAGAGAAAGCAGCAGACAUUUUAAGUGAUGAAUUGGUACUGAGCGUGGCAUAUCCACCAGAUGGUCCCCCAAUGAUAGCUGGCUACAGAAACGGCUCUACGAUACAGCUUGUCGAGACAGAAGCGCUUAAAUUGACCUGUUCUGUAACUGGCGGAAAACCAUUAGCGACCUUAAGAAUGGCCUGUUUAAACAGCAAUUCAACAGUAACUGUUACCAAAGAAACGACGGUGACUGUGUACAUUGCACUACAAGUGAAUCGCAAUCAUAAUCAAUGCAUAUGCCAGUCUGAUCAUAUCAUAAGUGGUACACAAAAAACAUACGUCAUGCUUGAUGUGCUGUUUCAACCCCGUGAAGUCCGCUUCGGAAUGGAGGCAGGAGAAAGUUUGAUUGUAAACCAAAAUGAAGAGGUGACUUUUCAAUGUUUCGCUGAGUCUAAUCCUCAUCCAGAUAUUGUUAUCAGGAAUCAAAGAGAUGAACAAAUAAUAAUGAUGGAAUAUGCCACUCAUGAUGUUCAACAUACUAUUCCUAAAGUAUUUUGUGCUGAUGCAGGGGAGUAUGUAUGCACUGCUAGAAAUAUGUUAACAAAUGGACAAGGAGCACUUUCAAGACUCAGUCUCAUUGUAAGAUGUCGCCCACGUCCGUCAGCUGAUACAUUAAAAGAAACAAGGAUAACUGCUCUUCUGCAUGUUGACGUCACGUUGCAAUUUUUAGCUCAAGACUUUUUUGACGAGCAAAACAAAACAGCAUUCGCAUGGUAUAAACAGAAAGUGCCAUUACAAAAUGACGGCAAUAAGUAUAUUAUAUCAUCUUAUGGGUUACAAUCUAACUUGAUAAUCAGAAACAUUACAUACUCAGAUUAUGGACAGUACCAAGUUGUUGUCAGGAAUUCAUUUGGACAUAAUACCUACUAUUAUGAAUUGCUGGAAAAGGCUCCUCAACAGUCCACUGAGCCAGUGACAGCCUCGACACUAUUUGGGGUCGCAGUUGGUACAUCUAGUUUCACAUUUUUUGUGGUUGUAUUGGCAUUCAUCUACUGGAUAUAUACCAGACGUAAACGCACUUUGAAGAUAACAGACAGAAAAACAGCUGAGGUUAUCAAUGAAUAUCAGGCUACUACUGGGCAUAAUGACAAUGAUGCAGAAAAUUUGUAUGAACAAAUUGAUGAGCAAUGUACUGCAAGAGGGGCAUACAUUGAGAUGCAAGGAAUCAAAACGGAUAAGGAUACAAACUGUGAAUAUAUAGAUAUGACAAUACAGACCAACAACCCGUCGGAAAAAAAUUGUGAAUAGUAGCCAAAGUCGUUUUGUACAAACCUGAGUUAGUUUGUUUCAUGUUGAGUUCAUAUAUCAAGUUUUCACAUAUUAAUUCACAUAACCUUUUACUUUUGUGAAUUUUCACCAAAUUUAUUGUACCUGUACAUAAUACAUGUAUAUUGAGAUUCCAACGAAUGCUCUGUCCAGAUUAUACAGUUGACUCAAACCAACUGUUUCUUUUCUCUUAUUAAAUAUUCUUUAUUUUGAACUACAAAUAACUUAAUUAUAAGGUUGAAUGAAAUUGACCUUUAUAAGUCUUUUUCAUAAGUGGAUUUUAGUUCAUGGUUUACGUAGGCAAUAAACAACUUUCUAAUGGUCGCUUAUAACUUUAGCGGUAAACAUUUUUGUAUUUUUCACGUCUAAAGAUGUAGUUUAUUCUGUAUUUGGUUGGCAAGCAUAUCACAUGUUGAGAUUCUAAUUUGACCUCCUAUCCCUCCCUAUUUUGUGUGUUAUAAGGAUAUCUAAUCGUACAAUAAUGUAUUCAUAUAGGUUAUAUAACCUCAAUGUUUGAAUAUUUGCUUGAUGAUGAAUAUUACUACUGUAAUGAUUAUUGUGCAGUAUAUGGAUAGACAAAACUUUUUUGAUACUGUUU
Messenger RNA from Ruditapes philippinarum (Manila clam), 3250 nucleotides. RefSeq names its product immunoglobulin superfamily member 10-like. The coding region runs from base 685 to 2634 and encodes 649 amino acids. The transcript is spliced from 10 exons. Lineage: Eukaryota; Metazoa; Mollusca; Bivalvia; Venerida; Veneridae. The record is from RefSeq and is a predicted model, not a curated record.